GUUCAAUUACAACACAUUGAGAGACCCCUCCUCUCUAAUUAUUAUUAUCGGACAAGGCCACAAACGUUUUGGCUGCUUUUCAGUUAGGAUAAGACCGGUGACGGAGCGCCGGCGGUUCCAGUGGCGUACCGCAUCCACCCAUACCUAGCUGCUGCUGCUACUACUACUACCCCAGCGUCUCCUUCUUCAACAUUAUUGCACUCAAGCUUGGUGCGAAUGGUGGCUUCCGCGCUUUUUUGCAGCAGCAGCAGGAGGACGAAACACCCACUCGCAUUACCUCUGCUCUUCCUCUCUCUCUGCGCUUCUCUCGCUUUCUCCGCCCGCCUCCCGGCCUCCCGCCGUGACCUUCAUCUACAUAACCACUUGAAAAGGCUAAACAAAUCUCCCGUCAAAAGCAUUCAGAGCCCGGAUGGGGAUAUCAUUGAUUGUGUGCACAUCUCCAAACAGCCUGCUUUUGACCACCCUUUUCUCAAAGACCACAAGAUCCAGACGAGGCCAGACUACCACCCAGAAGGCCUCUAUGAUUUGGAGAAGGAAUCUUUUGUUGGAACAAAACAAGGAACAAAUCCAAUAACUCAGCUAUGGCACACGAAUGGACAUUGUCCUGAGGACACAAUCCCUAUAAGGAGGACAAAGAGAGAGGAUGUAGCAAGGGCAAGUUCUGUGAAGAAAUAUGGGAAGAAGAAGCACAAGAGCUAUCCUAAGCCCAGCGGUACAGAUCCUGGCAUUGUCAGUGAAAGUGGUCAUCAGCAUGCAAUAGGUUAUGUACAGGGGGAGAGAUAUUAUGGAGCAAAGGCGACCAUUAAUGUUUGGGAACCCAAAAUACAGCAGUCUAAUGAGUUCAGCUUAUCCCAGAUCUGGGUUCUUGGUGGUUCUUUUGGACAAGACCUUAACAGCAUUGAGGCUGGUUGGCAGGUCAGCCCAGACUUGUAUGGUGACAAUAACACUCGGCUGUUCACUUACUGGACAAGUGACGCAUACCAAGCCACAGGUUGUUACAACCUUCUCUGCUCGGGAUUCAUUCAGGUCAACAGUCAAAUAGCAAUGGGUGCAAGCAUAUCUCCUGUUUCUGCAUAUCGAAAUUCACAGUAUGAUAUCAAUAUUCUUAUCUGGAAGGAUCCGAGUCAAGGAAAUUGGUGGAUGCAGUUUGGGAGUGACACAGUUCUUGGAUACUGGCCAUCCUUCUUAUUCUCAUACUUGGCUGACAGUGCAAGCAUGAUCGAAUGGGGUGGGGAGGUGGUGAACACGCAGCCUGACGGCUUGCACACCUCUACCCAAAUGGGCAGCGGCCAUUUCCCAGAAGAAGGAUUCGGGAAGGCGGGGUAUUUUCGGAACAUCCAAAUAGUUGACAGUUCAAACAACCUCAAGUCACCCAAAGGCCUUGGCACCUACACUGAGCAGUCAAACUGCUAUGAUGUCCAGACAGGCAAGAAUGAGGACUGGGGCCAUUAUUUCUAUUUUGGAGGCCCUGGUAGGAACUCUAACUGCCCAUGAAAGUUGAAAAAGUCUAGCCCCCCAUAACUUCCAACCUGUAUCAUUAAAUGUAAUCUAAUUUUUCCUUUUCUUUGAGGAUUUUAGGCAUCAGUUAGUUGUAAUUGUGAACGUAUGUUUAUAUAAUAUAUGUUCUCGUAAAGUGUUUUGAUAUUUUAUCCUUUAACUCUUUGAGUCUUUUGCUCGUUUCAAAGUCUUUGUUCUUUUGUAAGCUUACAAGAAAAUGUCCCAAAUCAUUUCUCAUGCUAGGCAGUAGGCACUUUGCUAGUAAAAAUAGGUAAAAGACACCUUUGUCACUUUGUGUUUGUAAUUUUAUUGUGCCCUUGAAUUAGUGAUGGACCUGGGCCGGGCCAAGGCCCGGUCGGACCUCGGGUCUGGUAUAGGUUGGCCCAGGACCGACCUGGACUAUGGCCGGUUCCGGUUCGGGCCGGGCCACCCGGCCGGGUCACGGGUCGGGCCACCCGGCCGGGUCACGGGUCGGGCCACCUGCCGGGCCGGGCCGUUUCAUUAUAUUUUUUUUUAAAUAAUUAUAUAUUAUACAAAUUCCUAUUAAAAAAAAGUUCAAGUGCAUUUAUUUGAAAUAAGAAUUACAUUUGAGAAUUGAGAAAAAAAUAACAAUAUGAAAUACAUUUUCUAAUAAAUAUCAAUUGAGAUUUCCGCCACCGUUGGUUGUUGUUUUUUCCCUUUGUCACAGGACUUCAUAUGUUUUAUUGGCAUCCCGUAUUCGUGUGAAUGCCCCAAGCAACACUCUUGCAUCACUUGCAAGUUGUCCACCACAGUCCGGUCUUCGGGUCCUUUUACUUAUCAAAAUUGUUUUGCAUAAGGGAAGAUGUACUUUCCAUCUUUAAAAUGAUACUCCCUCCGUCCCAAAAAUAACUUCCCACUUUCCUUAAAUAGAUGUCUCAAAAUUAACUUCCCACUUCAAUACUUUCCUUAUUUGGCAAAUUAUCUACAUCAAAAAAGUGAUAAACAGUGCCAAACAGUGCACUCUACAGUAAAGUCAAAUUUAUUUCCUAAAUAUGUGUGUAGGUCAAACUGGGAGGUUGUUUUCGGGACAGAGGAAGUAUAUGUAUAAGUAGGAAUGUAGGAUAAUAAGAGAAGAUGAAGAUGGAGAAGAGUUGGAGAAUAAGAAAAUAAGUAUUAAUGAAAUAUAAGUAGAGAAGUAGAUAUUAUUAUGUAUUAAGUAUAUAGUAAUAGUUUAUAAAGUAUAUUUAAUACUUUAAUAUAUAAAGUAUAUAUUAAGUAGAUGUAGUAUGUAUGUAUGUAUUAAGAGAUAUAAG
Molecule: messenger RNA, 2771 nt
Organism: Cuscuta epithymum
Lineage: Eukaryota; Viridiplantae; Streptophyta; Magnoliopsida; Solanales; Convolvulaceae
Source: the annotation of a GenBank genome assembly